GGACAUCUUAUCUCAUCACUUGUAAAAUAAAAUACUUUGAUUGACAGAAAACGGAUUAUUUGGUGUAAUAAAUGUUCUUUCAGGUUGCAGUUUACAGCGCCUUUUGUUUAAAUUCGCUGUUUUUCAGUUCUUGAAUUAAAGAGACGGAAGCUUGAUAGUUCGCUCGCUAUAUUUCAGAUUAGCUUUCAGCAUACCGAGACCGUUAAUAUCUUUCCUACCUGUAUUUUGACAAAUCCCACCUAAAGCUCUGGUUCGCUAGUCAGUCUGAUUCGUGACGUAUUUAAUUGGUGUAUCGCCUUUGAUUGUGACCUGUUAACCAAUAGCAGGGCCAGGGGAGACGGAACAGACCAAUCAAGUGCGAUUUGUCGGAAUACGGGUGCGGCGAGGAGCGCAAGAGGACUCGGUGAGCAUAGCAACAGUCCUCGAAAAGUUGAGCGCGCUAGCAGCUCUCCGGCGCCGCGGGUUUGGAGUGGAGCUCCGCUACAGCACUACUGGGCAGCGGGAACAUGGCGCUUAAACGAAUCCAAAAGGAACUGACUGAUUUGGCCCGUGAUCCUCCAGCACAGUGUUCAGCAGGUCCAGUUGGGGAUGAUGUAUUCCAUUGGCAGGCGACAAUCAUGGGUCCUAACGAGAGUCCAUAUCAGGGUGGUGUGUUCUUCCUGACUAUACACUUCCCCACAGAUUAUCCCUUCAAACCUCCAAAGGUUGCAUUCACUACAAGAAUCUACCACCCAAAUAUUAACAGUAAUGGCAGCAUCUGUCUGGAUAUUCUUAGGUCCCAGUGGUCUCCUGCACUUACAAUUUCUAAAGUUCUCCUGUCCAUCUGCUCACUCUUAUGUGACCCAAACCCAGAUGAUCCUCUCGUACCAGAGAUUGCACGAAUCUACAAAACAGACACAGAAAAGUACAAUAAAAUGGCAAGAGAAUGGACAGAGAAAUAUGCCAUGUUGUAGGUGAGGGGAUAUAACAGAAUAGCACGGGAAUGGACACAGAAAUAUGCCAUGUGAUGUUAAAAGGACACAUUUUUGAACUGUUGUUUAUGCUCUUGUGUUUAGUCACUGUCUUGUUUCAAUACGUAUGUCUCUGAUGGAGAAACAGUCUGCAGAUGUCUGCUUUAACAAGACUACACCAAGACCUGCAGGAUUUGCCAUUUUCAAGUAUUAUGUGGACCUCAUUGAUGAAGUGGAGUCUUUUCACAGUUUCCUGCUUCUUUGCCUUGGGGUCCAUACGUCAGUUGUUUACUCUGACCUCUUGCGUCAUGCAAUCUUUGUAAGAGCAUAGUGCUGGCCUGCUCAGGCAGAGGACUGUAGGCUGUGCUACUGCAUCUUCCGUGCUGAAAUGCAUGUCAUCACAGGAUGAAGUUCAGUUGUGGCACAGCACUGGGAUUAUCAGAUGCCUUCUAUUGUUUUGCUCAUUCUGCAAAUCUGAAAUCCUUACUUGGCCCAUGCUUUAUUAUCUGUAUCAGUGAAUUGCACUUCAGUCAACUCAAUUAAAUGUCCUGCUUUUAAUUUUUCCCUUAAAUAAAGUCACAUAACUUGU
Clarias gariepinus (North African catfish) is the source of this 1539-nucleotide messenger RNA. RefSeq names its product ubiquitin-conjugating enzyme E2D 3 (gene ube2d3). Gene Ontology annotation, cellular component: nucleus. Gene Ontology annotation, biological process: protein polyubiquitination; ubiquitin-dependent protein catabolic process. The record is from RefSeq and is a predicted model, not a curated record. The transcript is spliced from 8 exons. Gene Ontology annotation, molecular function: ubiquitin conjugating enzyme activity. Lineage: Eukaryota; Metazoa; Chordata; Actinopteri; Siluriformes; Clariidae. The coding region runs from base 507 to 953 and encodes 148 amino acids.